AUGCAAAUGAAGGAGGUGGCGAGAGAUGUAAAGUAUAUAAACGGGGAAUAUUCUUGGUCUCAGUACCUUGCUCUUUCCUCAGCUUGCCUCAGCAUCUCUGAUCUCACUCCUCCACCCACCAACACUACCAAAAUGGCAUUCGCUGGAAGAUGGGAAACCGAGACCCAGGAGGGAUACGACGCCUUCUGCAAGGUGCUAGGCAUUCCAGAUGAUGUCAUUGAGAGGGGCCGUGACUACAAGUUGAUCACAGAGGUCACCCAGGAUGGCAACAAUUUCACCUGGACCCUCUUAUAUCCUGCCAAUGCCAAGGUCACCAACAAGUUCACAAUCGGCAAGGAGGCCGAGAUGGAGACCAUUGGAGGAAAGAAAUUCAAGGCUACAGUACAAAUGGAAGGAGGCAAGCUAAGUGUGACCUUCCCCAACUACCACCACACCUCUGAGAUCAGCGGUGGCAAACUCAUCGAGACCUCCAAAGCCGGCUCUGUAGUGCUGAAGAGAAUCAGCAAGAAGAUCUAACUCUUC
This is a messenger RNA of Pelmatolapia mariae (spotted tilapia), 522 nucleotides long. RefSeq names its product gastrotropin-like. Gene Ontology annotation, molecular function: fatty acid binding. The record is from RefSeq and is a predicted model, not a curated record. The coding region runs from base 1 to 516 and encodes 171 amino acids. The transcript is spliced from 4 exons. NCBI's taxonomy places the organism in Eukaryota, Metazoa, Chordata, Actinopteri, Cichliformes, Cichlidae. Gene Ontology annotation, biological process: fatty acid transport. Gene Ontology annotation, cellular component: nucleus; cytosol.